CGUCGCGUCGGGCUCCGCCAUGGAGGCGGACGGGGCCGGGGAGCAGAUGCGGCCGCUGCUCACGCGGGGUCCUGAUGAAGAAGCUGUGGUGGAUCUUGGCAAAACCAGUUCAACUGUGAACACCAAAUUUGAAAAAGAAGAACUAGAAAGUCAUCGAGCUGUGUAUGUUGGUGUUCACGUCCCAUUUAGUAAAGAGAGUCGCCGACGUCAUAAACAUCGUGGACACAAACAUCAUCAUCGGAAAAAAAAAGAUAAAGAAUCAGAUAAAGAAGAUGGACGAGAAUCUCCUUCUUAUGAUACACCAUCCCAAAGAGUUCAGUUCAUCCUUGGUACUGAAGAUGACGAUGAAGAACAUAUCCCUCAUGAUCUCUUUACGGAAAUGGAUGAACUAUGUUACAGAGAUGGAGAAGAGUAUGAAUGGAAAGAAACUGCCAGAUGGCUAAAAUUUGAAGAAGACGUCGAAGAUGGUGGUGACCGAUGGAGUAAACCUUAUGUGGCAACUCUUUCUCUGCACAGUCUUUUUGAACUAAGAAGCUGUAUACUGAAUGGAACAGUCAUGUUGGAUAUGAGAGCAAGCACACUUGACGAAAUAGCAGAUAUGGUAUUAGAUAAUAUGAUUGCCUCAGGCCAACUGGAUGAUUCCAUAAGGGAGAAUGUCCGUGAAGCUCUUCUGAAGAGACAUCAUCACCAAAAUGAGAAACGAUUCGUCAGUCGGAUUCCCCUUGUUCGAUCUUUUGCAGAUAUAGGCAAGAAACAUUCUGACCCUCACUUGCUUGAAAGGAAUGGGGAAGGCCUUUCAGCCUCCCGCCACUCUUUGCGAACAGGUCUGUCUGCCUCAAACCUUUCAUUGAAAGGAGAAUCGCCUUUAUCUCUUCUUCUCAGUCAUCUUCUUCCUUCUUCAAGAGCUGGAACCUCUGCAGGCUCGAGCUUCACAACCCCAGUACCCACCCCUCAAAACAGUCCUCCUUCCAGUCCUAGCAUCAUUCGCCUGACCUCCAGAACUUCUCAGCAGAGUCAGCUUCAGGCCCCAGAACUAUUGAUUACACCUGCCAGUGAUGAUAUUCCCACAGUAGUAAUUCAUCCGCCUGAGGAAGACUUAGAAGCACUGAAAGGCCAGGAGCAGAAGAAUGAGGAAAAUGUUGACAUAACACCAGGUAUUUUGGCCUCUCCACAAUCUGCACCUGGAAAUCUGGACAACAGUAAAGGUGGAGAAAUGAAAGGUAAUGGAGGUGGAGGAAGCAGAGAAAAUAGUACUGUUGACUUCAGCAAGGUUGAUAUGAAUUUUAUGAGAAAGAUUCCUUCGGGGGCUGAGGCAUCUAAUGUUCUGGUGGGUGAAGUAGACUUUUUGGAAAGACCCAUCAUUGCAUUUGUGAGAUUAGCUCCUGCUGUUCUCCUCUCAGGAUUGACUGAAGUUCCUGUACCUACCAGGUUUUUGUUUCUAUUAUUGGGACCAGCAGGCAAAGCUCCACAGUACCAUGAAAUUGGAAGAUCAAUAGCCACUCUCAUGACAGAUGAGAUUUUUCAUGAUGUAGCUUAUAAAGCAAAAGACAGAAAUGACCUUUUAUCUGGAAUAGAUGAAUUUUUAGAUCAAGUAACUGUCCUACCUCCAGGAGAGUGGGAUCCUUCUAUACGUAUUGAGCCACCCAAAAGUGUUCCUUCUCAGGAAAAGAGAAAGAUUCCUGUAUUUCCCAAUGGAUCUGCCCCCAGCUCUGGUGAGAUUCCUAAAGAGGCAGCUCAUCAUGCGGGGCCCGAGCUUCAAAGAACCGGACGGCUUUUUGGUGGUUUGAUACUUGACAUCAAAAGGAAAGCACCUUUUUUCUUGAGUGACUUCAAGGAUGCAUUAAGUCUGCAGUGCCUGGCCUCGAUUCUUUUCCUAUACUGUGCCUGUAUGUCUCCUGUAAUCACUUUUGGAGGGCUGCUUGGAGAAGCUACAGAAGGCAGAAUAAGUGCAAUAGAAUCUCUUUUUGGAGCAUCAAUAACUGGGAUUGCCUAUUCAUUGUUUGCUGGGCAACCUCUGACCAUAUUGGGAAGCACAGGUCCAGUUUUAGUAUUUGAAAAAAUUUUAUUUAAAUUCUGCAGAGAUUAUCACCUUUCCUAUCUAUCUUUAAGAACCAGUAUUGGUCUAUGGACUGCUUUCCUGUGCAUUGUUUUGGUUGCAACAGAUGCAAGCAGCCUUGUAUGCUAUAUUACUAGAUUUACAGAAGAGGCUUUUGCGGCUCUCAUUUGUAUCAUUUUUAUUUAUGAGGCUUUGGAGAAGCUCUUUCACUUAGGAAAAACAUAUGCAUUUAAUAUGCACAAUAAUUUAGAUAAAUUGACAAGCUACUCGUGUGUAUGUGUUGAACCUCUUUACCCUAGUAAUGAGACUCUAAUGGUGUGGAAGGAAAAGAAUAUAACAGCAAAUGAUGUUUCUUGGGAAAAUCUCACUGUUUCUGAAUGUAAAGCCUUCCAUGGUGAAUUUGUAGGAUCAGCUUGUAGUCUUCAUGGUCCUUAUAUUCCGGAUGUGCUCUUCUGGUGUGUCAUCUUAUUUUUCACAACAUUUUUCCUGUCUUCAUUUCUCAAGCAAUUUAAGACUAAGCGCUAUUUUCCUACUAAGGUGCGAUCUACAAUCAGUGACUUUGCCGUGUUUCUCACAAUAGUAAUAAUGGUUGCAGUUGACUACCUUGUAGGAGUUCCAUCUCCUAAACUUCAUGUUCCUGAGAAAUUUCAGCCUACUGAUCCAAAUAGGGGCUGGAUCAUAAGCCCAUUAGGAGAAAAUCCUUGGUGGACUUUAUUAAUAGCUGCUAUUCCAGCUCUACUUUGUACCAUUCUCAUCUUUAUGGAUCAACAAAUUACAGCUGUAAUCAUAAACAGAAAGGAGCACAAGUUGAAGAAAGGAGCUGGUUAUCACCUUGAUUUGUUCAUGGUUGGUGUUAUGUUGGGAGUUUGCUCUGUCAUGGGACUUCCAUGGUUUGUGGCUGCAACAGUGUUGUCUAUAAGUCAUGUCAACAGCUUGAAAGUUGAAUCUGAAUGUUCUGCUCCGGGGGAACAACCCAAAUUUUUGGGAAUUCGUGAACAACGGGUUACAGGGCUAGUGAUAUUUAUUCUCAUGGGCCUGUCUGUGUUCAUGACUUCAGCACUAAAGUUUAUUCCAAUGCCUGUUCUGUAUGGUGUUUUCCUUUACAUGGGAGUUUCCUCGCUGAAAGGAAUUCAGUUCUUUGACCGUAUAAAAUUAUUUGGAAUGCCUGCUAAGCAUCAGCCUGACUUGAUAUAUCUUCGUUAUGUGCCUCUCUGGAAGGUGCAUAUUUUCACAGUCAUUCAGCUCACUUGCCUGGUUCUCUUAUGGGUAAUUAAAGCCUCAGCUGCUGCAGUAGUCUUUCCCAUGAUGGUUCUUGCAUUAGUGUUUAUACGCAAACUCAUGGACCUGUGUUUCACAAAGAGAGAACUUAGUUGGCUUGAUGAUCUAAUGCCGGAAAGUAAGAAGAAAAAAGAAGAUGACAAAAAAAAAGAAAAAGAGGAGGCUGAACGAAUGCUUCAAGCUGGUGAUGAUACUGUGCACCUUCCAUUUGAAGGAGGAAGUCUGUUGCAAAUCCCAGUUAAAGCCCUUAAAUAUAGUGAUGAUCCAUCAGUUGUUAACAUAUCAGAUGAAAUGGCCAAAACUGCACAGUGGAAGGCGCUUUCCAUGAAUACUGAGAAUGCCAAAAUAACCAGAGCUAACAUGAGCCCUGAAAAAGCUGAGAGUGUGAAAAUUGAUAUUGAAGAUGAAUCAACAAAGAAAUACAUGGAUGCUGAAACCUCGUUAUAGAAUUAAACCAAGAGGAAUUAUAUAAAGAUAUACAGACAUAUAUGUAUAUGUAUACAUAUAUAUAAUGUGUAUGUUUCAUAUCACUGUAUAUAACAAUAUUUUAUGUCAUACUGUUUAUGUGUGACUACUGGAUUUUUUUAAAUAGUGUGCGAAGUUUAUUUGGGAGCACCAUGAAGACUGUAUACUAUGAAAUGGUCUCUUAGAAGAGGUACAUGAUUCCUACUACUUAGAGAUGUAUUCUGUUGGAAAUUAUUUUUUCUUCUUUUUGUAAUAGAUGUGGAAAUGCAUUCAUUCUAUUUUCUUUUAAAUAUAUUUGUUAAUUAGUAGCAAUUAAAUAAUAUGCUUUGUCCAGGUGUUUAUA
Suncus etruscus (white-toothed pygmy shrew) is the source of this 4142-nucleotide messenger RNA. RefSeq names its product solute carrier family 4 member 7 (gene SLC4A7). The record is from RefSeq and is a predicted model, not a curated record. Gene Ontology annotation, molecular function: solute:inorganic anion antiporter activity; sodium:bicarbonate symporter activity; monoatomic anion transmembrane transporter activity. Gene Ontology annotation, cellular component: basolateral plasma membrane; apical plasma membrane; plasma membrane. Bases 20 to 3781 code for a protein of 1253 amino acids. The transcript has 26 exons. Lineage: Eukaryota; Metazoa; Chordata; Mammalia; Eulipotyphla; Soricidae. Gene Ontology annotation, biological process: transmembrane transport; auditory receptor cell development; regulation of intracellular pH.